CAUGUAAAAAAUAUUGUUGAAUAUAUUCACUCUCCCCAAGGAGAGGGACUAUAAAUCACUGUCCUCCCUCUCCCAAAUAAAUCCAACAAACCAUAUAUACACUGUCUGGUCCAAAAAGGCAUAAUAAUACUAAAAGUAAAAAAAAAUAAUAAAAAUCACCAGAAUUUACCAUACACAAACAAAACAGAAGGCAAGAGUUCCCAUUUCCUUAUCCUCCAAUAUCCCCAAGCUUCUCCUCCUUUCUAGCUAUCAACCCUCAAAUCUCAUCUCAUCACAUCACUACACAGCACACACACACACACACACGGCAUCCUACCUGGGUUCAUAUCCAUACAGAACCAAAGAGAAAAAAAGGUAGGUAGGUAUAUAAAGUUUACUUGAUCAAUCGACAGAGAGAUAACUUUCAAGGUCUCAUAUUAUUCAACAUGAGAAAGCCAACUUCAUCCACAGCUACAGCCGAAGCGGCGGCAGCAGGAGGAGGAGCAGCGGCAAAAUCUACUCCGUGUUGCAUCAAGGUAGGGUUAAAGAGAGGACCAUGGACACCUGAAGAAGAUGAACUUCUAGCUAACUAUAUCAAGAAAGAAGGUGAAGGUCGGUGGCGAACUUUACCCAAGAAAGCCGGUCUUCUCCGCUGUGGCAAAAGCUGCCGUCUCCGCUGGAUGAACUACCUCCGCCCUUCGGUUAAACGUGGCCAGAUCUCCCCUGAUGAAGAAGAUCUCAUUCUCCGCCUCCAUCGCCUCCUAGGCAAUAGGUGGUCAUUGAUAGCUGGGAGAAUCCCAGGGCGUACAGACAAUGAAAUAAAGAAUUACUGGAACACUCACCUGAGUAAGAAGUUGAUAAGCCAAGGAAUUGAUCCAAGAACCCACAAGCCUCUCAUCAAUCCUCAAUCUUUUGAUCAAUCCAAACCUUCUUCGUCGAAAGCGAACCACCUGCAAGAAAGCCUAAAAGAACCUAUUAAGAUUGCUUCUUCUGGUUUGGAAAUAACUACCAGUGGCAGUGCCCACAUAAUCAGCAACAAAGAGAAUGGGUAUUUUCAAAACAACAGUAAUGCACACCUGGGUGAUCAGUAUCACACGGACCAUUUUAUUGCAAGUCGUGGCUACACAAGUUUGCUGAAUUAUGAUGGUUCUUUUGGGACGGAUUUGAGAGGUAAUCAAAGGCUUGGCAAUGGAGAAGCUGAAGAUUUCAAUUCUGGCACCGAAGAUGUGUUUUCCUUCCUCAAUUCACUCAUCAAUGAGGAGGCUUUCCAACAACACCAGAUCUGUAAUGAGCCUAAUGUGAAUAGUGCACUAGCCAGCACAGAUCCUUUGUUUCCAAUUGCUGCCGCAACAUUUGGAAUUAGUACUGGCUGGGAAUCUACUUUCGUGCCUCCUGCUCUUGAUCAAAAUGAUUCGAAAUAGGGUUGAUGAUCACCAUGUUGAGUAUUCUAUCAUAGUCAUCUUUGCUUUUAUCAUGGCAUGAAAUUACACUUGGUAAUCAGUUUACAAAAACACAAAGCUAGGAUUUGGUUUGUUAUUUUAUGUAUUCUGCAUAUCUACUGUUAUUGUUUUACUUCAGCAUCCUAUUUAUCAUUUGCUGUUGUGUUGUAUUGGUGAGAACAUAAACUAUUUUUUCUUGUAUCCAAAAUAUUACCCAAACAAUGUAUGAGAUUAUUAUAGAUUUGUGUGUAUUUGGAUGUUUUUUGUUUCAUAAUCAUAGUUUUUAUGAUUGUAAGUCAGCUUAUAUCAAAUCUCUCUCGAAAUUAAUUACAUAGUAAUAUAGAAAAUGUGCUCACAGUUGUUACAGCAGUUCUUGUUCAAAUCAGAGAAAAAAAAGGUACAUGGUUCAAAUAAAUAUUUUCAUCAUCUAUAUAUGGAUAGUACUGAUAUUUAGAUGUUAUGCUAGAUAUUGGAAGGUUUUAUAUUGAUUGCAUUUAAUUUCCAAUUCGUGAUGUCGACAUCAUUUAUUGUUGAUCAUAGAUGGAUUA
Molecule: messenger RNA, 1966 nt
Organism: Populus euphratica (Euphrates poplar)
Lineage: Eukaryota; Viridiplantae; Streptophyta; Magnoliopsida; Malpighiales; Salicaceae
Product: transcription repressor MYB5-like
Exons: 2
Coding region: 426-1400 (324 amino acids)
Source: RefSeq, a predicted model, not a curated record